Microplitis demolitor is the source of this 894-nucleotide messenger RNA. RefSeq lists its product as uncharacterized. The transcript has 5 exons. The record is from RefSeq and is a predicted model, not a curated record. Lineage: Eukaryota; Metazoa; Arthropoda; Insecta; Hymenoptera; Braconidae. Bases 1 to 894 code for a protein of 297 amino acids.
AUGAUUGAAGAAUGUAUAUUGACCAAGCUACCCCAAUGCCAAAGUGGAGUAACAAAAAUAGAGAAAAUAAUAAUGUUCACAUGGAGAAACGUUCUCCUCCAUGUUACUGAUGGAACGAAAAAUGCGACGAGCUCAUCAAUGUCAGGAAUGAAGCAUUCCAAACGAAAGAAUGCAGUAAAAAUAACAAAAUUAAAAUUACCUGUAGCAAUACACAACGGAACGGGACCAGUAGAAUUAUUAUGUGUUUACCAAAUAGAAAAACAAGAAAAUGGUCUAGUUGUAAAAUGGUUCCAUGAUUUGCACCAAAUUUAUCAGUGGAUCCCACCAAUGCCACCCGAAGACAAAGGUAUAAUUUCCGGUCUAACUGAAUAUUUACCAGAAAAUAUUAAUAAACCAUAUUCACGUUCAAUUAUCCGAUUGAAAAAAGUAAAUCUUGCUAUGACUGGUGUCUAUACUUGCAGUGUUAGUACUAUUCUCGAAGAUAUCACAGAAUCGAAAAAAAUGACAGUUUACGUUCCCGAUCAUAAAUUGAGUAUUUAUGCUGUUUAUUACAACAAUACUCACAUAAAUUUGACAUGUAUUGCGAAAGGUGCUCGUCCUAGUCCUAGUUUGACUAUUAUAGUUGACGGUAAGCAAUUAGACAACCGGAGUAUUCGUAUAGAGAGUUAUCGAAAGUACCCAUGGAUAAAACAAGAAGCCAUAGUUUCAAAUUAUUCAAAUCCGUCAAUUAUUCAAUGCGAAAUAACAAUACCUGGGACGGGAUAUAGAAAACGGGAAAAAUUGAUUUAUUAUUACAACAAAGGAUUCGAAAAAAAUUCUGUGGUUCAAGAUUCUUCGUCAUUGAUAACAACAAUAAUUAACGUACUGACUUUAAUUACAUUUUUUAAUAGUUAA